Myxocyprinus asiaticus (Chinese sucker) is the source of this 3236-nucleotide messenger RNA. Its product is annotated as keratin, type I cytoskeletal 19-like. The transcript has 11 exons. The record is from RefSeq and is a predicted model, not a curated record. NCBI's taxonomy places the organism in Eukaryota, Metazoa, Chordata, Actinopteri, Cypriniformes, Catostomidae. The coding region runs from base 578 to 2089 and encodes 503 amino acids.
UCCUCGGCUGCCAGUUUGGCAUUGUCAAUCUGAAGGAUAAUUCUGGCAUUUUCAAGGCUGGCUAUGGAGAUCUAAAAAAGACAAGCAGACAAUGAAGACCCAAGACUCCCUUUCAUCUUACAAAGCACCGGGGGUAAGAACAGGUCGGGCGGCAUUCCCUGUCCUGUGACUGCCGAGAUGGUUAGGCAGCCAGAUGCGUCGACACCCAAGAACCAGAUGUGCAAGGGUGGGACCCAGCAAAGCCAGACGGAUUUUCACCCUACUGGGAACUGCCACACUUCAAUGACUCUCACCUGAAAAGAAAUCACCAGGGCAGAGAGAAAAGGGGUGGGACGGAUCAAGGGCGUGUUGCCCCAGUGCCAGUCCUCCUCCAGAGCCCAGGAGAGACCCUGUCCUCAUCACAUAGGCAAUCAUGACAAUAACAUAAUUGCAGAGUUGGCAGGAGCCACGUCAACGGUUGGUAUUCCAGAUAAAUAUUUACUUGGUAAACACCCUAUUACCCAAGGUGUGGCGGGCUACGAGCACAAAUCGGGCUUUUGUAUUGUUCUGUUUGGGUUCUGUCUAUGCAAGGGCCCCCAUGGAGGGACCAGAUGAGCCAAAAUGGGCCCUGAGGGACCUGAAUGAGAGACUGAAGGGAUUUCUGGAACAUAUAAAACAGCUGGAUCAGGUAAAUCGCAACCUUGAGGAAAAGAUUUUGGAAUGGGGAAGGAAGAACGUUAUGACACCGCCACAGGACUGGAGCGACAAGGAGGCACAGGUUCAGGAACUUCGAGAUCAGGUUACCAGGAUGUUAAUGGAAAAUACAGAGAUUUUGUUACAAUCCGAUGCUGUAAAACUCAAGGCCUCGAGGUUUCAGACCAGAUGUGAGACAGAGGAGAGACUCCGUCACCUGCAGGAGCAGCAGGUGUUACAUCUGAAGAUGAAGAAGGAAGAGGUGGAGAUGGCCAACAUGCUCCUGCAAAAACAGAUUUCCCAAACUAGACAAGAAUUACAGCAAAUACUAAAAGAACAAGAGAGAGAGCUGGAUCAGCACCAGCAAUGGGCAGAGGAGGAGAGUGAUAGAGUGCUAGAGCAGGUUGCUGCAGGGGAGGAUGGCAGAGGAAUGGAUCUCUCCUGGACCAGCACCCAGUGCGACUACUCAAGCCCUGCUCAUAGCAGACUUGACUCAACCACGCCGACAAUUCCAGCCCCAGGCUUUGGCCCAGCUCCACAGACAAGGCCCCGAAAUUAUGCAACUAGCCCAACGGCAGCAUUUCCGCCACAGGUGAGGGCAGGUGAUGAGGCCCUGAAGGAGGCACGAGCCGAACUCACAGAAGCCCGAAAGCAAUGGCACCGCCUACAGGUGGAGAUCGAAUCGCUGCAUGCAAUGGAGAAGAGUCUCCAAAGCUCCCUACACCACACUCAGCUCCAGUACUCCGUGCAGCUUAAGGACCUCUCCAGGUCUGUGAGGAGUCUGGAGUCAGAGUUGGAAACAGUCCAAGAUGAUCUGGAGGUCCAGAGGCAGAACCACAGCCAGUUACUCAACACCAAGAUGAGGCUGGAAAGAGAGAUCACCACCUACAGAAAACUCUUGGAACACGAGGAGGGCAGGUUUCUGACAUCAGAUGGCCAGUCUCUCAAACCAAAGCCUUGGAAAGCAUCAGUUCCUGCUCCAGGGCAGAACGGACUUCCCAACGGAUGUGACGAGGAAAUCGCUCAGCCCGUUUCCACUGAGAGAACUCCAAAAAGUAGCCCAGUCCUUCAUCGAUAUAGGAGUCUUGUUAUUUUGACAGAACCAAUCAGGAACAAAGAUGGGGAGAUCUGUACUGUGAAGACGCAGGAGAUUCUAGAGGGAAAUGUACUGAGAGAAAGUGCAGAGGGUCAUGGAAGUGUGGAGACAGAAAAGAUUGACAAGGUGAUCAGGCAAUGGGAAGGGUCGUUCUUUCAAGGAAAUCCAAAGUUGAGGAAGAAAUCUGUUUCUCUGCGUUUCAACCUUCACAUGGCCGUAGCAGAUGAGGGCUGUGGCCAGACAAAACAGGACAGUCUCCCUAACGUGGAAGUCCGUCUGGUCAUGAAGCGGUCCCGCAGCAUACCCACCUUUGCUCAGUGAUGUCACAAUGCAACUACAUCACAACUGUGACAUCACAAUACUACCACAUCCCAACUAUGACCUCACAAUGCUACAAUCACAGUUUAGUAGUGGCAAAGCUGAUGCAGUGUUUAAGUGUCAACAGUCAUGGUAACGAAAAGUGAACGACACCAAUUAAGUGACAUCACAGAACUUUUGCCAAGUCCUAGGAAUAAUUAGCAACACAUCAUCAAUUAAGCAUUUUAAAGCAAAACUCAAAUUGCUCUAAUGAUUGUUAAGAACUCACUACAUAUAAAACAACUUUUAGAAAAAUCAACUAAAAUUAUUUUGUAAUUGAUUUAUUUUACUUCAACUUUAAUGCUUUUGAAAAUGGGUUGAGAGUAUAAACGUGUUGCAGUGUUUCACGUUUCAUGUUUGUGACUUUAGAGCGUAAUGCUUUCUGCGUACACUCUACUGCAACAUUAUUCCUGAUCAUUAGCAUAUUAUAUUAUUAAAAACCUUGAUAAGUAUUGUUUUGUAAAAACGUGUUCAGUUUAAACAUGAAUUGGCCUAAAGUCUCACUGAAAAGAAGCGAUCACAGUAGUUGCAGCCAAGAAUUUCACACUCAGUACAGCAUAUAGAUAGAUGCCUUAUUCAGUCUAACAAAUGCUUCUGGAAAUCUAAUUUUACACUCCAGUGAACACAGAGAGAGUAUCUAGUCCUUGUUCUUCAAGAAAAUCUAGCGUGAACCAAAACAAAAGAUUUAGAGCAACACCAUUGUACCGUUGUCACGAUAUUGCCUGCACUGACAUUUACAAAAAAGGUAACAGUAAAAGUCAUCAGCCUAUCACUGCAAAUGUUGUAAAAAAAAAAAAAAAAUGGUUAUUUAACACAUAAAUAACCUCUGCAUUCAUUACAUUGCCUUUAAAAGUUACAUUGCUUCGCUUUACAGAUGCAAAGUUUACACUUUAUUUAUAGUGCGAAUACUGUGUCUUCCAAUCUAAAAUCAUGCAGGUUUAUUCAGAAAACUUGAAAUGACAAUACUUCUAAACAACAGAAAAAGAAAUACAGCAUCUGUGAUUUACAUAUAUUAAACGAUUAAAUUGAUUGAUUUAUGUACCCAUUAUAUUCUACCUCUGACGGUUGUUGUACUGUAAAUAAAUGGGGUUCUUCCUGACGCAACAAAGAA